GGGAAAACAAAAUGCCGAGAGCUGUCAAAAUUCAGAAAAAAGCUUUACGUUGCGGCUUGGUUUUUCGUCUGCUGGUAAAUUUGCAAAAUUUAUAGUUAAAAUUUCCAAUAUCAGAUAAGCGGUAGAAUGUCCCAGCGCUUUCCACCCGCUGGCCCAGGUAGCGCCCCUGGUGCACCUGUACCGCAGCGCUACCCUCCGUCUCCGGCAGGGCAGCCGUCUCAACCACCCCCAGGGAUGCGUCCUUAUGGACCGGGUAACAAUUUUCCGCCUCGCGGAUACACCCCUCCCCCGCAGAUGUCAGGUGGUCCACCGCCGCAAAAUCCACCACCGAUGCACCAGCGGCCAAUGCAGCCCGGAUUCGGUCAGAGCAGCAGCAUGAGAGGUUCUCCGAUGCCUAGUGGAUCAUCCGGUAGUAGUAAACGCCCGGCGGAUAAUCGUAGCGCUAGCAGUCAGCCACCGCAAAAGAAUGAAUACCCAACAAAGAAAAAGAAGAAGCUGGCGGAUAAAAUCCUCCCGCAAAAGGUACGCGAUCUGGUGCCAGAAUCUCAGGCCUACAUGGACUUGCUAGCGUUCGAGCGAAAACUAGACGCAACAAUCAUGCGCAAAAGAUUAGACAUUCAGGAAGCACUGAAGCGUCCGAUGAAGCAGAAGCGUAAGCUACGCAUUUUCAUUUCAAACACUUUCUAUCCGAGCAAGGAAAAUGAAGGUGGCGAUCAGGGUUCGGAAAGCUCGGUUGCCUCGUGGGAACUGCGGGUGGAAGGUCGUUUACUGGAGGACAACAAAUCCGACCCGAACAAGAUUAAACGAAAGUUCUCCAGUUUCUUUAAAUCGCUGGUUAUUGAACUGGACAAGGAACUGUACGGACCGGACAACCAUCUGGUCGAGUGGCAUCGUACGCAUUCCACACAAGAGACGGAUGGAUUUCAGGUUAAACGCCCAGGCGAUCGCAACGUUCGUUGCACCAUUUUACUGCUGCUGGACUAUCAACCGUUGCAGUUCAAGCUGGAUCCACGUCUAGCUCGCUUACUUGGCGUUCAUACGCAGACACGCCCGGUCAUUAUUUCGGCCUUGUGGCAGUACAUUAAAACUCACAAACUGCAGGAUGCUCACGAGCGUGAGUACAUUACUUGUGACAAAUAUUUGGAACAGAUCUUCGGGUGCCAGCGGAUGAAGUUUGCUGAAAUCCCCCAGCGUCUCAAUCCGCUUCUACAUCCUCCGGAUCCAAUUGUGAUCAACCACGUAAUCACCGUGGAGAGCGGUAUGGAAAGCAAGCAGACCGCUUGUUACGACAUCGACGUUGAAGUGGACGACACGCUGAAGAAUCAGAUGAAUAAUUUCCUGCUGAGCACGGCUUCUCAGCAGGAAAUUCAGACAUUGGACGGCAAAAUUCACGAUACCGUCGAGACUAUUAAUCAGCUUAAGACGAAUCGGGAGUUUUUCCUUAGCUUCGCUAAGGAUCCGCAAACGUUCAUCCACAAGUGGAUUGUGUCGCAAACGCGUGACCUUAAAACGAUGACCGACAUCGUUGGCAAUCCGGAAGAGGAGCGACGGGCUGAAUUCUACUAUCAACCGUGGACUCAGGAAGCGGUAUCGCGAUACUUUUUCACCAAGGUAAACCAGAAGCGAGCUGAACUGGAGCAGGCACUUGGGAUCAGGAACUCCUAGAAGCGGGAGGAACAGGAGGACGUGGCGAGCGAUCCUCGACCGGACUAGGGGACUUCUGAUGGAUUGACACUUUCUCUUUGUAAUGUAAGGUAAGCAUCAUAAUAUGCACGUUCUGCGUCGGUUUGCUUAUGGCAAGCUUAUCGUGGGUCAAACUUUUCUUUAAAUUUAGAACACCAGCGGUGCGGUAAAAUAUAUAAGCGAAUAUAACCAAUAAAGUUUGCUGUAGACAUACGUA
Messenger RNA from Topomyia yanbarensis, 1900 nucleotides. RefSeq names its product brahma-associated protein of 60 kDa (gene Bap60). Gene Ontology annotation, cellular component: nucleus; SWI/SNF complex. The record is from RefSeq and is a predicted model, not a curated record. NCBI's taxonomy places the organism in Eukaryota, Metazoa, Arthropoda, Insecta, Diptera, Culicidae. Gene Ontology annotation, biological process: regulation of transcription by RNA polymerase II. The transcript is spliced from 4 exons. Bases 127 to 1665 code for a protein of 512 amino acids.